This is a messenger RNA of Hemibagrus wyckioides, 1795 nucleotides long. RefSeq names its product phosphoglycerate mutase 1b (gene pgam1b). The record is from RefSeq and is a predicted model, not a curated record. Gene Ontology annotation, molecular function: intramolecular phosphotransferase activity. Gene Ontology annotation, biological process: glycolytic process. NCBI's taxonomy places the organism in Eukaryota, Metazoa, Chordata, Actinopteri, Siluriformes, Bagridae. Bases 202 to 966 code for a protein of 254 amino acids. The transcript is spliced from 4 exons.
GCCGCAGAAGCCGGAAGUGGUUUCGUUCUUCACUUCCCGAAACAGUUCGCCCUCCGAGCCGCGACCUCCAGCAUCACUUCCCCGCAUCUGGAGCGUGUUUAUUUAUUCCAGAUCUCCGCCAUUCCACGCUUCUUCCUCCACGGUUUCACAGGACAGCUCUCGUCUUGUUACCGCGCGACUACAACGAGCAGACUGUGCACCAUGGCCGCCUACAAGAUAGUGUUGAUCCGGCACGGAGAGAGCUGCUGGAACCAGGAGAACCGCUUCUGCGGCUGGUUCGACGCUGACCUCAGUGACACCGGUGUCCAGGAGGCCAGGAGAGGCGGCGAGGCGCUGAAAGAAGCAGGUUAUGAGUUUGAUGUCUGCUACACGUCGGUGCUGAAGCGGGCCAUCAGGACGCUGUGGUUGGUGCUGGAGAGCAUCGAUCAGAUGUGGCUUCCUGUGCAUCGCACCUGGCGUCUGAACGAGCGACACUACGGCGGCCUGACUGGGUUAAACAAAGCUGAGACGGCAGCCAAGCACGGGGAGGAGCAGGUGAAGAUCUGGAGGCGCUCGUACGACAUCCCACCGCCUCCCAUGGAGCCCAAGCACGACUUCUACUCCAGCAUCAGCGAGGACCGUCGCUAUGCCGACCUGACGGAGGACCAGCUCCCGUCGUGCGAGAGCCUGAAGGACACGAUUGCCCGCGCGCUGCCGUUCUGGAAUGACGAGAUCGUCCCGCAGAUCAAAGAGGGCAAAAGGGUGCUCAUCGCCGCCCACGGCAACAGUCUCCGGGGCAUCGUCAAGCACCUGGAGGGUAUGUCAGAGGAGGCCAUCAUGGAGCUGAACCUGCCCACAGGAAUCCCAAUCCUGUACGAGCUGGACAAGAACCUGAAACCUAUCAAGCCCAUGCAGUUCCUCGGGGAUGAGGAGACGGUGCGCAAGGCCAUGGAGGCUGUGGCUGCUCAGGGCAAGGCCAAGAAAUAGUGGGAGAGAGAGAGGGAGGGGAAGGGGAGAUAGAGAUAGAGAGAGAGAGAGAGAGAGAGAGAGAGAGAGAGAGGAAAUGAUUAUACGGAGAGAUUUAUCAGACACGUGUUCAGUCAUUACGUCUCUUACAGAACGUGAUCUGGGUUCCAGACACGGCUCAGUGACUUAUGAGAAAUGAUUUAUUCAGAAUUCAGAGAAGAUAUUCCUCAGCAGUCUUAAAGGCUUGACCCUCCGAGUGACCCGAGACAUCCUCCUGCAUGUAAAGCACUGUGUUUACUGCACGCUUCAAUACAACAGACUCACUCUGCUCAGCGCUGGGAGCUCUACGGUAACGGUAUCCAGGCAACGACACUUAACGGACGACAGGGCAGCGGAUAAAUCCUGUGUGUGUGUGUGUGUGUGUGUGUGUGUGUGUCUUUUGUAGAAAAGAAGCUGAAUGCACCGUGUUCCAAAUCGCGGCGUGACUCACACUGAACAUCGCACGCCUACAGGAUGGCACUUAAAAUACACACACACACACACACACACACACAAAGUAUCAGAGCAACCAGAUUCUCCCCUGAAGUUAAUCAUGAGGGCCAAAAUUAAUUAUUAAUUAUUAAUUAAUUAUUAAUCCUGACUUGCUUUUGUCUCAGCUUGUGUGUGUAUGUAUGUGUGUGUGUGUUUUACAUAAUAUGUUCAAUGGUGUAUAAACCCAAUUGUGUAUAAAUGUUGUCGUCUUCGCCCCAAAAUAUACUAUAGAAAUGCGACAUCUACAAAAUUGGUCUGAUGUGAAGCUACACUGGAGUGUGUGUGUGUGUGUUUACGCGUAAUAAAAUCUGCUGAAAAG